Molecule: messenger RNA, 6227 nt
Organism: Vombatus ursinus (common wombat)
Lineage: Eukaryota; Metazoa; Chordata; Mammalia; Diprotodontia; Vombatidae
Gene: RAB21
Product: RAB21, member RAS oncogene family
Exons: 10
Coding region: 1-1398 (465 amino acids)
Biological process (GO): Rab protein signal transduction
Molecular function (GO): GTP binding; GTPase activity
Source: RefSeq, a predicted model, not a curated record
AUGCCAACAAAAUAUGACAAGUCCUCAAAGACGUGGGAGUACCAGAUCAUUUUAUCUGUCUCCAGAGGAACAGGUACGCUGAUCAAAAAGCAACAGUUAGAGUUGAAUAUGGAACAACUUAUUGGUUUAAGACUGGAAAAGGAGUACGACAAGCUGCAGCCAGCCACUCCGGUGAACACUCCCACAGAGAAUCUGAAGAAAGAGGUUGCCUGCUGUAGAUCUCCAGACCAUUUGAAAAUACGAGAUUACCUGAUCAGGAAAGGAAAUCAAAGUGGAAAAGGCCCAACAGGGGUCCAGAGCUCGGGCGUGGUCCCCGGCGCUAACCAGACGCCAGCCCGGCCCGCGGGGGCGGGCGCCUUGGAGUCUUGCCUCAUCCGCGAGCGGGCGGUAGCGCGUCUCUUCCGGGCUUGCUCCCGUAGCCCCGCCCACCCGUCACGUGAGCGCUGCGCGCCCCUGACGUGGAGCGCGGUCCCUUCUCGGACCUCGGCUCGGCGCUCGAGGUCCUGUUCGCCCGGUGGGGGCCGGCAGGCCGGCGUCGUCGCCGUCGCUGUCAUUGUCGUUGUCGCUGUCGGCGGCGGGGCCUGGCCUGAGCCACGGGCGGCGGCGGCGGCGGGGUCGGGCCUCGGAUGUGAAGGCGCCGCCGGGGCUGCGCUGCGGUGGGAGCUCGGCUCGGAGGGGAAGCGGCGGGCGGGCAGGAUGGCGGCGGCGGCGGCGGCGGCGGCGGCCGGAGGAGGCGGCGGCGGCGGCGGGGCCGGGGCGAGCGGCGGCCGAGCCUACUCGUUCAAGGUGGUGCUGCUGGGCGAGGGCUGCGUGGGGAAGACGUCGCUGGUGCUGCGCUACUGCGAGAACAAGUUCAACGACAAGCACAUCACCACCCUGCAGGCAUCUUUCCUAACAAAGAAGUUAAAUAUUGGUGGGAAAAGAGUAAAUCUUGCAAUAUGGGACACAGCAGGCCAAGAGAGGUUCCAUGCAUUGGGUCCAAUUUACUACAGAGAUUCAAAUGGAGCUAUUUUAGUUUAUGAUAUAACAGAUGAAGAUUCCUUUCAGAAGGUAAAAAACUGGGUCAAGGAAUUACGGAAAAUGUUGGGAAAUGAAAUCUGUUUAUGUAUAGUUGGUAAUAAGAUUGACUUGGAAAAAGAAAGGCAUGUUUCAGUUCAAGAAGCAGAAACGUAUGCAGAAUCAGUGGGAGCAAAGCACUAUCAUACUUCAGCAAAACAAAACAAAGGGAUUGAAGAACUUUUUCUUGACCUUUGUAAAAGAAUGAUUGAAACAGCUCAAGUGGACGAGAGAGCAAAAGGCAACGGUUCCAGUCAGCAGGGAGCGGCCAGGCGGGGCGUCCAGAUCAUUGACGAUGAGCCGCAAGGACAGAGCAGCGGAGGAUGCUGUUCUUCUGGAUAACUGUUCUCUUCAAGAAGAUUCUGAAAAACAAGAAAGCAGAACUGUGGAUCAUUGCCCCCAAUAUGAAGACUGCCAUAUUCCAAGUCACAUUCUUUUACCAAUGGAGUUAUAGAAUUAACAGUAUUUUAAACUUACAUUUAUAACACUGCAGAGACCUUAAGUGCUAAACUAGUGGAGUGUGUGACAAGAGAAUUGGCGUUUUCUACAGCGGUUAACAAAGCAAUUUACCAAUGGCCUUUUUACAUAUUUUUUUCCUUUAAUGAGGAAUAAUAUGCAUGUAGAAAAGACCUACUUAAAGGCUUCAUUUAUAUUCUUUUAAAUCAAAUCAUUAUUUAAUAACUUAUAUAUGUUGUUGUUGGAAUGGUAUACAUUUUUGCAGCCCUUUGUAUUUUGUGGUAGGUUGUGAAUUGUAUCACUUCUAAACAGCAAAUUGAUUUUUUUUUAUUAGCAGAUACCUGAAGUACUAUUUUUGCAGGGUUAGCAAAAGCCCAUAACUGUCAACUACUUUGAUAUAUUCUAUAUUCAUCCUGUAUGCUGAGCUGGUAAAAUCCAUUGUAAAUUACAUAUUAAAUAUUUUAUCUGCUUUUACAAGUGCAGGUGCAGAAACAUAUGUACAGUAGUCUUGUCAAUGACUGUAAAGUGAAUUAACAUUUGGUGAACAUGCAUAAGCUUUUGACUCUAUAGUCUCUAUAUAGGUCAUUUUCCCCCUUUGCCCUUAAGUCUUCACAUAGAAGAGCGUUUUUGAAAAUACUCACAUUUUACUUUACUUGAAUUGCUGCUGCUGUUUGUUGCCACAUAUUUUGCCUCUUUCAACCCUUUCUAAUAAACAGCAGCAUUUUGCUCUGUUGCUGAAAAGAAAGGAUGAUGGCCUCUGCUGAUUCUGCUGUAGAAUGAUUACCUAGAAGUGUUUGAGUGGAGCAUGUUGAGCUUGUCACUUUUGCUUUGGCUUCCCCUUAAGCUUUAUAUAAAACUUGUUUGUGGGCAUGGGACAAGAAUGUAACCCCCCUUCUCCUCCCAGUAACAGCCACUAACCUACCAAGACACACAAUCAUAAAUAGUUCAUCAUCUCCUGAGGCAGCACUUUGAGGUUGGUUUUUUUUUUUUUAAUGAGCAAGUUGUUCUAUGAGGAAUGUUUAUUCCUGUUCUAGUCUCCUGAGUUUGUGAAGGUAACUUCAUAUAAUGUGGCAUAAUUAACACUGGAAAGAAUUUAUUAUAAAAUUUAUAUUCUUGCACACUUUGUAAAUGAAUCCCACUUGAGUAGAUUUUCUUUUGAGGGGGGAAUAAAAUUAUUAAGACAUGUUUAUUUUAAUAGAUUCAAAAAAUACUGCACACAGAAGGAACACAAAUUGUGGAAAUUAACUGAUUGUUGUUGUGUUCUGAUAUUUUUUCCAUUUCUGUUAUGUUUGGAAAAAUGAGUAAAUGUGAUGUCUAAGAAAGUGGAAUGGUCCCUGGAUUUACUUCUCAUAAUAGUCAGUAAUGCAAUUAGAGAUGAGCAGAGGAUAGACAUUGAGGUUUGAGAUUUCUAUAAAAAGCAUAGUUAACUUCUCAAGUAGGUAAGACGAGGCUGAAUGUGUUUGGUAUUGUUAAGUCACAAUCUUGCCAGGGGCCACCUGAAAAGAGUGGAUUUGUUCAUUUCAAGGUCCACUGUCUUCUUCCCCAAUCCAUUUGGGAGGGGAGGUAAAUGAAAGUGCUUGAAUGCGUGAACCUGCCUUCUUAUGUGGGCAGAAGAGCACUUUGCCUCUUUAUUUCUUUAUCUUUUCUGUGCCAGGGACUUCUGUAGGGAAUUCUUUUUUUUAUUGCCUGCCUGUUCCAGACAAAUUUAAAAAACCUUUGGUGUUCGAAACUUACUUAGAAUAGACAUAUAAUAAGCACUUUCGUGGGGGUGAGAUGUCCCUCCCUUCCCCCCAGAACCCAUAAUUUAAAAGUUAGUGAAUUUGAGAGAAGACCGGUUUGACCGUUAUUCCAAAUGAAAUACUGUAAAGGAAAAGAAUUUUAGUAAUAACAUUUCUCUUUUUUUUAAUCGAGGCCUAUAAUUCACUUUGUGAUGAGUGGUUCCUAGUGCUGUCAUUGAAUUUUUGUGUUAUACAGGUAACAGUGCACUAUUGUCACUAAUAUCUGAGGUGAUUGACAAUAUUCUUCUUUUCCCCACAAAUAGAGUUCAUUUUUCUGUCUCCCGGUCUUUCUCCCUUUUCUCUUUUGCCUUACUUUGUAUCCCCAGUGCUUAGCACAGUGCCUGGUACAUUACAAGGCACUUAAUCAAAGCUAGUUGACGGACUGAUGCAUUUCAUUCUUCCCUGCCUGUGCUUUAAAACUGCCAAGGAUGUGCACAAAUGCUAUGUAAUACCCCUGUUGGUACUCAAAGAAUAAAAAGCAAAAAGGUCCUGUUUUCUGUCCUACGGAAAAGAUGGUAUGGAAAGAGAAGAAGGGACAAUAAAUUAAUGUACUAAUGUAAAAUUACAGGGGGAGUAAUUAAUUUAUGCUUAUACAUGUUUGGAGAUAUAUUUAUAUAUAUUUCCAUCCAUCUCUCUAAUUGACUAAUGUAGACCAUUUUGUCCAUAUAAUAUUUGUAGCCUAGAAGAAACUAGAAAAGAGCGCAUUUAUAAAUGGUGUAUAGGCAGGCAGGACUUACACUUUUUCAAUCAUUUAAGUGGCUAUAAAUUCUAUACAAGUUUUUCUCAAAUAUGUUAAGAGAAAGAGUCAUGAUAUUCUAAUCGUGUGUGGGGGAAAGAGUCUCCCUUUUCUUUGAAAACAAAUGGAAAAACUCUGCCUUCAACUUAACCAUAUGCUGCAAUAUUAUAUUGAAUGAUUUUUUUUAAGUACUACUACUUUUGUUGUGUGAAGUUUGUGUAUUAAAAUUUCUUAUUCCCUGUGGUCUUAAGAAAGCCAUUGUGGGAAUUUAAGUAGCAUUGUAAUCCAAGAUUAGCAUAGAUAACCGUACCUUGUUUUUAUCUGGCAAAGAGUUAAAAAAAACUUAAAAUAUUUAAGGGGAAUUUGAGGCAAGUAUAGAUAAAAUUAGAGAAGGGAAGAAGAAAAGGAGACUAGAAAUUGAAUAUAAUUUUGUCAUAGGAUUUUUUCUUUAUCACUAAUUUAUCAUAGCAUAAAACAUAUGAAGAAUGAAUCAUGUCAAGUUCUUAGAGUCUUAAAAAAAAGAAAUUGUUAUACCAUUUUUAUUUUCUUAAAACUUGUUUGAUGGUUCCUGCAUGCAUAAAAUUAACAGCAUCAACCUCUUAAAUGCUUCUUUCUCACUUCUAUUUUUUUACUUUUUGUAUAUGAAAAUCUUAGAAUAAAAAAAAUUGAACAAUAUCUUGAGCUCUUUGGAGGAAAAAAUAACAGUAAAGAAAUAAAUUUAAGAUAGAUUUUUAAGAUAUAAAGUAAAAGAAAGUAAUUUUUAACCACUCGAAAUCAUAAAGCAUCUUUUCUCAAGAGGAUGUGAAUGGCAAUGUCCUGGUAUGUGCCUAUUUAAUACCUGGAGGAAGCAUUAACUAGAUACUCAACAGACUGUUUCCUGAUUCUAUCCUAGCAUUUUGUUUACUUGAUUUUGCUAAUUUUGUUAAAAAGUAUAAACUGUGGUCCUUUGAGGAUAUGUAUUUGCCCAAUUUAGUAAGACAGGACAGCUUUGUUUUUUGCUGUUAAUUUGAAAAUCAGUGACCAAGAAUGUAUAUUUUGAACUCAAAACUAUGCUACUUUUAUGAUUAACUUUCAGACUUGGGUUCCUUGAUUCAAGGAGAAAAAUAGACCUUGUGGGUUGUCCAUUGGCUAUCACCAAAUAGAUUUUGGUUAAAAUUUCCAAAAUUGGGUAGCAUUUUAUUUAAUGAAAAUGUCUUCAUUCUUGACAUAGAAUCAUGACAUCCUGUUGGAAAACCUUUAAUGACUUGCCUUCUAAAUAAAUUUGAAAGCCCUCUGCAAUCUUGGUUCCUACCUUUUUCCAGUGUUUUCUCACAUAAGCUGAGCUACUUCCUUUUUUAAAAAGUAACUUUAAAAUACGAACUUAAACAUGAACAUUUUGGUGUACAAAGAACAGAAGAGGUGAUUGUAUAUGAAAGUGAACUUCUGUUAUGUAAUUUUUAAAUAUAUAUUAAAUAUAACACAAUAGUAGCAACUGCUCUGAUUGUGUCCCCUUCUGAACUUCUGUUCUCGAGUGUAUUUUAAAAAUGUUUCAUUGAUACUUUGUCUCUUCAUUACUUAUGCCGCCUGCCAAAAAAGCGCCCUACUUUGUAACUAAAAGACUCAAAACAAAUCAACCUGCCCUUCUCAAACUUGUCCAUUUUAUCUUCCGUGAUCAUUUUUUCUUUAGUUAAGAACUCUUCCCUCAUCGAUAGUUGUAAAAAGCAUCUCCUCUUUCAUUUACAUUUAGAUCAUAUCCAUUUGUAACUUUUUGUUAAUGGUGUGAAAAUAUGUUCUAAACCUAACGCUACUUGCUUUCCUUUGUGCUUUGCUGUAACUCUUCAAUCAUAUUCCCUUCUACUGCAAUCCUAUCGUUAAAGGCCAAGUUCAGGUGCUAUUUCCAUUAAGCCUUUGACCCUGGUAACCUGACCCCUUAGACCUCUCAGGUUGCAAGUGAUUUUUGCUUCUGGAACUUUCUCACAGCGCUUCUGUGCACAUACAUAUUCAAGUUUGCAUGUUGUUAGCCUAUUAAAAAAAAAAGUGUUAGCACUUCAUUGAACUUCACAUAAGGAAUUCAGGGUAUUGAAUGGAAAAUAACUCACUUUUAAGUCAUUUAAUGUUAUUGGAUGAAAAAUGUUUAUUUUGAAUUUAUUAUUUUAACCAUUUUGAGUGUCUGGUAUGUAUAGGGUACUGUAGAAGGUACAAAAAUAAACAUUCCCUCUAGA